Messenger RNA from Oncorhynchus gorbuscha (pink salmon), 3198 nucleotides. RefSeq names its product Krueppel-like factor 4. The record is from RefSeq and is a predicted model, not a curated record. Bases 624 to 1808 code for a protein of 394 amino acids. Gene Ontology annotation, biological process: regulation of transcription by RNA polymerase II. The transcript has 7 exons. Gene Ontology annotation, molecular function: DNA-binding transcription factor activity, RNA polymerase II-specific; RNA polymerase II cis-regulatory region sequence-specific DNA binding. NCBI's taxonomy places the organism in Eukaryota, Metazoa, Chordata, Actinopteri, Salmoniformes, Salmonidae.
CAAACAUUGGCAGCAGAAUGGCCCGUACUGAAGAGCUCAGUGACUUUCAACGUGGCACCGUCAUAUGAUGCCACCUUUCCUAUAUGUCAGUUCGUCAAAUGUCAGCGCUGCUACAGCUGCCCGUCAACUGUAAGUGUUGUUAUUGUGAAGUGGAAACGUAUCGGUGCAACAACGGUAUAUAUAUACAUAUGUUGUUUAAUUUUUUUCUUCACUUUUGCUAAAAACGCUCGGGCCCGCAUGGCGCCUGUUGCCGAACCCUGGACAAGAGCGACAUACCAUCGAAGACGUACAGUAGAGGGGAGUGUCCCCGUUCCAGCCCAGCACUCUCUUUGCUGUCGUCAUGAACUGCACCUUCUUUUUUUCUAGCAGCGCGCGCAGUGUUGUUCCUGUCCUGCCUGGCUGUUGCUCAGCAACACGAAGGCGUGUCCACCAGCGAUGAUUUAAGCGUCUGCCUGUUCCAUUCGCUGCGUCCACAAGCAUGGCUUGGAGUGAAGUAUAGCGCCACAUCAUCUCGGACUGUCAACCCGUGAAGAAUACACAACUGAUGCUGUACAACAAACGGUGUAUUUACCAGAAGAAAUUCAUCAGAGGAACCAGGCAACCCACCAAGUGACUUCGACAAUAUGGCAUUGAGCGGGACGCUUUUGCCAUCCAUAUCCACAUUUGCAAGCGGCCCGAAUGUCAAUAAUAAAUCCAUGGGACAUGCGAAUUUAAGAUGGAAGGAGGAUAUCUCCACUGGCAUGACCAAGAAAGAGCCUGAAGAUCUGGACCUGCUAGACUAUGACUUUAUCCUGUCCAACACUAUGCUUCAACAGCAGGCUGAGGCCAUGGCAGCAAGCGGGUCCCAGAACCUGUCCCCUUCCCCGGGCUCCUACUCGUCCUACCAGCUCCCCUCUCCCCAGGACUCUGCCCACAGUGACAUGCUGUACACCAUCCCUGACAUCAGUGACGUGUCCCCCUCUGGGGGGUUCGUGGCCGAACUGAUGAGGCCUGAAUUGGACCCAGCAUACCUCCACCCCACCAGCCUCCAUGGCAAGUUUGUGGUGAAGACCACCAUGGAUAUGGCAGAAUACGGCCAAAGCAUUAAUGUGAUUAGUAAGGCCGGUGUUGGUGUCAGUGCUGCCACGGACCCCUCCUCCUUGCCUUUUGUUUGUCAUAUGAUAAAGCAGGAGAACCCCAGCAUGUGCAACAUCACCCAACCCAUGGAUCUCCACCUUGGGGGGGUGAACUCACACUCCCAGCCCAGAACUGGACAGAGGCCUCACCUCGACCCCCACGGUUUCUCCCCAGGGGGGUGUCCUAUGACAGCCAGCCGGUCAGCUUCAUCUCUGUCUCCAGACCACCACCCUUCCAGCCAGGUGUUAUCCCACCCCCAGAUCCCUCUACCUGUCCAGGGCUACCACCACAGCUCUCCGACAAGCUAUUCGCCCUUCCCUCAACAGCCUGGGUCUCUACGGUACCAAGAGCUUAUGACCCCGGGCGGAGACUGUCUACCGGAGGAGCCCAAACCCAAACGCGGCCGGCGUUCCUGGCCCAGGAAGAGAAUCGCAACACACACGUGUGACUACGCCGGCUGUGGGAAAACGUACACCAAGAGCUCCCACCUCAAAGCACAUCACCGAACGCACACAGGAGAGAAGCCUUAUUGCUGUGACUGGGAGGGCUGCGGCUGGAAGUUUGCCCGUUCAGACGAGCUCACACGGCACUACAGGAAACACACGGGGCAUCGCCCCUUCCAGUGCGCCAAGUGUGACAGGGCCUUCUCAAGGUCUGACCACUUGGCUCUACACAUGAAGAGACACCUAUGAGACACUCACUGGACACCAUGGACCAAUACUAAAAUACUAUAAAUAUUAUUAAACAGCGACCUGAACUUGUGACUUACAAAUAAACAUUGCCUUCUAGCCAUCCAUUGUCAAAGCACCAAUACAAGCUAUGUGUUUCCUGGUAGUGUUACACUCUCAAGGGUCCAACCCUAUGACUAAAGACUGUUCUUUGUCCAUCUAUGGGCUUGUGAUCUGACAUUUGACAAGACCCCUCAGAACAACUUCUUUUGUGGGACAAAACUGGAAUUGCUCAUCUAUUUAUCGACAAAACCUGGAGGACUAGGUGCCAACGUAUGACUGGAAAUGUAUUAGCAGAGAGUUACAGGGACAGCCCUAGCCACUAAGCGACCACCGUUUUUUUUUUUAUUGUCUGAAGAUUAUGAUACAUUUUCCUAAAAUGUAAAUUGCCUUUCACAUACUAAUGGGGGAGGAAUCAGAAAGAUCACAUACUAAUGGGGGAGGAAUCAGAAAGAUCACAUACUAAUGGGGGAGGAAUCAGAAAGAUCACAUACUAAUGGGGGAGGAAUCAGAAAGAUCACUACUGGAAUUAUUUGCAUUAUAAGUCAAAACUUUCUCAGAGCAAGCUCAACUUGCCCGACUGCUAUAAAUGCCAUACAUUAUCUGUCUUUCAGUAAAAUAAUGGGGAGGAACCAGAAAGAUCAGUUUCAGGCUACUGGAAGUCUUAGCAGUUUGGUUGUUUUUACUGCAAUAAUGGGUCAACCUCAGAGCAGGCUCAACUUGUGCGACUGUUCAGUUCACUUGACCCUGGCCCUUAAUGUCAUUCCCUGUAUCGGUUAUCAGGGAAACAAGAACCUCGGACAGAACACAGACGGAACACAUCCUAGAGGCCUUCUCCAUUCAAUCAGAAACAGUCCAUUUUGUCUUUGUGAAGUUCAUACUGUUCAACAUACUGUAUUAGGCAUUUAUAUUUAUAAUACUCUAUUCUUCCAAGCCAUUGACUUCAGGUACACUUUAAAUGUAUAUGUUACAGGAUGGUGCUCCAAGACUUUACUAUGUUAAAAGGUACCAAAGAAUUUGAAAAAGAAAACCGCUGAGAGUAUAAAAGUGGUCUUGUCUGUGAGUUUCCUGGAGAUCUCUUUUCUUCCACAAUUUGACUUUAAUCAGGUGAAUUACUUUGCUCCUCAUUGAUGAUGGCAAUUUCUCAACGCGCUGUGGUCGCAAAGUGCAAUAAUGUUAUAUGAGACAUUCAUAUUAUUUUUUUAAAGAAAUGAGUAACUCUGAACAAAGUUUUUUUUGUUUAUAGACAAAAUAUGUUAUAUAAUCUUGAAUGUUGUACAUUUGUAAAUAAAAUGCUUUUAAAUGUUUUGUAUUGUCUUUUACAACAUAAAGAAUAAAAUAUAUUUGAAAUGAA